Messenger RNA from Sebastes umbrosus (honeycomb rockfish), 1648 nucleotides. It is a transcript of the gene c3h4orf33, whose product is annotated as chromosome 3 C4orf33 homolog. The record is from RefSeq and is a predicted model, not a curated record. Lineage: Eukaryota; Metazoa; Chordata; Actinopteri; Perciformes; Sebastidae. The coding region runs from base 387 to 1055 and encodes 222 amino acids. The transcript is spliced from 7 exons.
CAAUACUAUAAACAAUUCGAUGUUUGGUUUCAGAUUGAAUAAUGUUUUGUCGUUUUUCAAGUGGAAAGAGAUUACGUCUGUCUUCAACCCCGACGCUUCGUCAGGAAGUAGUUAACACACGUAUUGAUAUAAAUACAGCUGGACAGCUCUUGGUCAGCUGGUCAUGUGAUUUGCUGACACAAUAAAAGAGUUUGGUUAUUAUGCAACCUUACUGAGUUUCUGUGAGUAAACAACGUCCUCUUGAUAGGUUAAGAACAGGUCUAAUCUGAAACGACAAGGACAUCAAAGGGUGUACCUGUACCAGGGUGUACCUGUAUAUAAAGACACGAGAAGCCCAGCUGGAGCACAGUCGAGAGUUACUGUAACCAGUGAGUCUCGUUGACAACAUGGGGUUAGCUCGGGGACUCCAGUUUGUGACACUCAUCCACAUUCUGCUAUGCUGUCAAUCUCUUCCUUUUAAGCGAAUGGAGUUCUCGAUCACGCACACCUGGGAUAGCAAUCCUGUGAAUCAUGACCCGAUAAGGAUCGUUUUCUCUGAUGGGCUAGGAGGGCUGAAGAUAGAGAUGUUUGGUCCCUUCUUCAAUGACCCACCAGGUCCUGAUGGGCCCCCCAGUGAGGCCUUCCCUGGACUCUGGAAUUAUGAAGUUGUGGAGUGCUUCUUCCUCGACAGCACUACAGUAAAUUACCUAGAAGUGGAGUUUUGUCCACAUGGACAGCACCUGAUAUUAUUGCUGUCAGGAGUUGGCCACGCAUUCCAGCAACAACUGCCCAUGGUGUUUAAUGCCACGAUCAAAGGGGACAGGUGGAUGGGUGAGGCUCUCCUCCCCUGGUCGUACUUCCCUCCCAAUGUCAACAAGAUGAACUCCUACGCCAUCCACGGCUCAGGAGAGAAGCGUACGUAUGAGGCUCUCUACCCCAUCCCCAAGGCGGAUCUAGUGGAAGGCCAAAAACCCAACUUCCACCGCCUGGAGUAUUUCAAAGACUUCCGCCUGCAGAGCAUCAUGGGAGAAGAUUGGGUCCAGCCAGAGUCUGGUCUGUGGUUUGGAAAGCCCUGAGCAUUUCACUCCCUUUUCCCCCUCUCUUUCCUUUCUCUUGCACACCCAGACGCACGCACACACCACGGCGGCAGGGCAAUUGUACAAACACUCAUUGACAGGGAACAAAGGGCAAUCAAUCUUUAUUAGUUAAUGAUGCCAAACGAUAUGACAAGAAAUAUGUUAUCAGCUUGUCGGAGCGUAUUAGCCUUCACACACAUCUGUACAAGCACACAGUGUCACACACACACACACACACACACACACGCACACACACACACACACACAUCACAAGGUAUUGGACGUCACGUUAAUUUGUUUCGGCAGUGUGUGACCUACAGCGGUUAUACUGUGGAUGGUGGCGAGGAAUGCUCGCCUUGCUUUGACAUUGAGCUCCUGCUUCGCGUUUCAGUGAGAUAAACCACUGCAGUUUUUUGUGAUUCUUUACCUUUUUAUGAGACAUAAACAUAAACACACACCACUGAGGUGAAACAUCUGUUCUUCAGAGAUACAUGUUAAAGCUUUUCAAUUAGUGUCUUUCUAUAAAUAAUUUUUUAACCAUUCCACAACCUGUAUUGAUUUCCUUUUACAAUUAAAUAUGUUUUCAUCACAUA